Rhizoctonia solani is the source of this 2442-nucleotide messenger RNA. RefSeq names its product mitochondrial carrier protein. The record is from RefSeq and is a predicted model, not a curated record. The coding region runs from base 1 to 2442 and encodes 813 amino acids. Gene Ontology annotation, molecular function: aspartic-type endopeptidase activity. The transcript is spliced from 13 exons. Lineage: Eukaryota; Fungi; Basidiomycota; Agaricomycetes; Cantharellales; Ceratobasidiaceae. Gene Ontology annotation, biological process: proteolysis.
AUGUUAUCACAUAUACCUGGGGCAGAUGUUGCUCUGGGUACUCCGCCUCAAAACACAUCUUUUGCUAUUGACACUGGCUCCUCGACUCAGUUCGCCCUUACGCCAGAUUGUAUCUACUGCCCAACUGAGGGGAUGUACGACACGUCUGUGUCGUCAUCGAUCGUACAAGAUCCUAGCCUGGGGCUCUUUGGGGAUGGCAUGUUCGGGGGAACUCGUGGCAGCGAAACAAUCACACUGGGCGGUCUUUUACAAGAUGUUCAAUCCCCCAUGGCUUUCAUUGACCGGAUGUCCCCGAAAUUUCAGCUCAGAUUUGCAGGAGGUCAUCUUGGCUUAUUCGUGCCCCAGUCAAACGAGACCCGGCGCAAGCAGAGUGUUUUGUACCGCCUAAAUGAGCAAGGCCAACUUCUCAACCCUGUUUGGGGGCUUCGUAUGGGCGGUGAAAACCCUCAGUUGACUAUUGGAGCGCUCGACCCUAAUGAUUAUGAGGGAGAAAUCAACUGGGUACCACUCAUAGACGAUUCCCCUAAAAUACAAAUAGACGCACUGAAAGGGUACAAUGGAAAUGCCUUCCCUCUCCCCUCUCCAUUGAAUGCAAGCAUCGAUACUCAAUGGAGCACUAAAAUCCAGUCAGUCAGCAGAAACAUUUACGUACAGGACCUCGAGAUGUACAUAAUGAAUGACACUCUUAUAGGACCAAACCAAUUUAUCAACAUCUAUCCCCCGAAUAACGAAACCUUUGGAGUUCGGUGUAACGGUACAGAGACCCCUUCGGUUGAGUUUUCCGUUGAAAUCAAUGGCGUUGAUUAUCUCGUCAACCAGACAGACCUGAUCCGACCUACCAGCGGUAUCGCGGCACCUGGCUACUGCAAUGUUGGAGUCAUGAAAUCCUCAGGAACGGAAUAUACGCUAGGGGUUACGUUCCUGAGAAGUGUCUAUCUUGCAUAUAGGUUCCCUACUGGAGACUGUCCUGGGUAUUAUGGCUUUGCAGCAAGCAAGGGAGGCCCAACCCCUACAUCGAAACAGAAACCUAGGACUAUACCGACAGACGCUGCGAGUUGUCUCUCAUUCGCAACCCCUAAUUCUACUCCCAGCCCCACUAUAUCAAUACUCAAGGAGCUUCAGCCCUCUGGAGUUAGCAAAGAGACCUAUAGGGUGUAUGGAAGGCCAGAUGAUGAUUGGGUUCCAUUGCGAGGAGUCCAGGAUUUACCGCUUCUGAAGCCGAUCCGGAACAUAUCAUUGCAUUUGAACGCCAGUGCCAACAGCCAUAAGAACUCACGAUACUCGGCGCUUUCGUCAUUCGAGACUCCACCCACUUCUACCAUGUCACAACAAGAGCAACUUACUCCGUUUGGCCACGCCCUCGCAGGGGCGUUGGGAGGUGUUUUCAGUAAUGCUGUGGUUUAUCCUUUAGAUACGGCAAAGACCAGAAUCCAGGCCACAGAUGGAUCCGAGAAGGAUAGGAAAGGCAAAGGCCGAGACGGACACGAUCGUCUAUCUAUCGUACCACUUUUAGUACGUAUACUGAAGGAAGAAGGCGUAAAAGGGUGCUACGGAGGGUUCGGAGCUAGUAUGGCAAAUACAUUUUUCAUGCAAUACGCCUACUUUUUCUUCUACAGCUUCGUCCGUACAACAUACAUCAAGCGUCUCACACGGAAGCAGCCUUCUGGAAAAGCACAACAACUUUCCACAUCAAUUGAACUACUCUUGGGGGCUGCCGCGGGCGCUCUUGCCCAAAUUUUUACUCUUCCCGUUUCUGUAAUUGCCACCCGACAACAAAUUGGAAAGUCGAAAAAUGCGGCUGGAACCGAAUCAAGCUCGUUCAUCGAUGUCGGCCGUGAAAUUGUCAAAGAAGAUGGUGUGACUGGCCUUUGGGCAGGUAUCAAACCAAGCAUGGUUCUCACCGUCAACCCGGCCAUUACUUACGGGGCCUUCGAGCGUAUCAAAAGUAUUAUGCUAGCAAGUACCAAUUCAUCAAAACUUACCCCAGGCAAAGCGUUCCUCGUUGGCGCACUUUCAAAGACGCUCGCCACAGUGGUCACUUAUCCGUACAUUAUGGCCAAGGUUCGAUUGCAAGCAGGAAGUAUCUCUCGGCCUGAGUCAGGUGAUUCAAGCUCUGAAUCGGAAUCAGAGUUCUCGGACAUUAAGGGCGUAGAGGAGGGUGAUCUAACUGCAUCCUAUGCCGAAGUAACGAAGUAUGGACACAGCGUCGCCCAAACACCUAAAGCCCCUAGGAAGACCGCCAAGCACCAAAAGAGUGCCGUUAAACUAUUGGCAAAGGUACUACGCAAAGAUGGGGUGCUUGGUUGGUACCAGGGUAUGGGUGCCCAGAUCACGAAGGCGGUCUUGGCUCAAGCUUUGUUGUUCAUGUUGAAAGAUCAGUUUGAGCGGUAUGCGUUGGUGAUUAUGUUGUUUAUUCGGAAACUUCGUGGCCCGAAGCCGUAG